GUACAGUGGUGUGAUCUUGGCUCACUGCAACCUCCGCCUCCUGGGUUCAAGCGAUUCUCAUGCCUCAGCCUCCCCAGUAGCUGGGACUACAGGCAUGCACCACCACACCCAGCUAAUUUUUAUUUUUUAGUAGAGACAGAAUUUUACCAUGUUGGCCAGGCUGGUCUUGAACUCCUGACCUCAGGUGAUCCACCCACUCGGGCCUCCCAAAGUGCUGGGAUUACAGGCAUGAGCCACCAUGCCUGGACAAAAAAGUGA
Messenger RNA from Rhinopithecus roxellana (golden snub-nosed monkey), 258 nucleotides. Its product is annotated as protein GVQW1-like. Lineage: Eukaryota; Metazoa; Chordata; Mammalia; Primates; Cercopithecidae. The record is from RefSeq and is a predicted model, not a curated record.